ACUACGUACAUCGAAGCGCGACCAAAACUAAACGCAUGCGCAUAUGACGGCCCCAGUCCUUUGACGCCAUUUGAGACAUCGCAGGACUGUUUUUCUUCAGACAAAUGGAUGGCGAAGAGGACGAAUUCUUCUCCGGGAACCACUCUGAUGGUGGUGGCACCCCGGUACAGGACGAAAAAUGCUCCCGGUUCAGAUGCGGAAGAGGAGAUGAGGAUUGAGUCGUGCCACUCAGAGGAUGAGAAUAGUCAUGGUGAGGGUGCAGCUCAGGCCAUGGAGACAAACGGUUUGGCCAGUGGGUCAGACAACGAGGGCCACAAAAGGGAGGACAGUGACUCUGAGGAGGAGGCACCAGUCAAACGCAGCAUCUCAGACAUAGAGUGCACCCCCCCACCCAAACUCAGGGGCAGCACCUCAGACAUAGAGUUCCCACCCAAACGCAGAGGCAGCAACUCUGACAUUGAGGGGUCCCCAGUCAAACACAGAGGCUGCACCUCUGACAUGGAGGAGAAAGAAACCAAUCAGGCUGCAGCCGGGAGCGACUCUGAGAAUGAGGAUCAGCCCCCAUCUCCAGCCCGGAGCAGACACUCGAAUGCACGCAGUGACUCUGAGACUGAGGUGCCCGAACACAAAGCACAGAUCGAGUCUGAUGGAAAGGACGAGGAGUGCGGUGCGAAGAAAGGGAAGUGGAAGGCUGUAAUGCAUUCCGACAGUGAGGAUGAGGUGGAGGCUCGGCCAGUGAAAGCAGCUGCAGGCAGUGGCCAGGAGAAGGGUAGUCACGCAAAACGGGUGGUGGAUGAUAGUGAGGAUGACGACGCAAUGCCAAUGAAGAGGAAGAAGGCCAUCCUGUCAGACAGUGAAGAUGAGAAGGCUGACGAACCAGAGAGCCGCACCGGUCUGACGACGAGAACUCUGACAGUAACGCAGGCUCGAGCGCCCGACAAAACCAUGGCCAAACUGCGGGAACUGGGCUCAGAAAGCGAAGACGAGGAUGAUGGACAGAAGGCGGCAGGAGGGAAGAAGGACGAGAAAACACUGUUUGGUAGCGACAGCGAAUCAGGUAAUGAGGAAGAGAAAAUGAUUGCAGACAUUUUUGGUGACUCGGGUGAUGAAGAGGGGGAAGAAGUUUACGGGUUUCAAUCAGAGGAUCUGGAGGGGGAUAAGAACCAAUCACAGGGCCUCAGCAAAGAAAGCAACAGAGACGACUCGGACUCUGUCGAGGGCGUGGACAGGGGUGGUGGCCAAGACACCAGCUUCAUGUCGAACUUUGACGUGAUGCUGGCUCGUAGCCCAGAGCGGGAAGCGACCGCGACGGAACCGCGACGGGGGAACGUUUCAUAA
Salmo salar (Atlantic salmon) is the source of this 1338-nucleotide messenger RNA. Lineage: Eukaryota; Metazoa; Chordata; Actinopteri; Salmoniformes; Salmonidae. The record is from RefSeq and is a predicted model, not a curated record.